GCAUCAAAGUUAGAUCUCUCCUCCAUCAUAAUCCUCCAACGAUGACAAGCAUAGCUGCAACCGGUCUCAACGUCGCGACUCCACGAGCGUUCGUUCGAACGGCGGCGCGUCUGUCCGCUCCGGUCCGUUUGAACUACCCGUGGAAAUUCAGUUCGGUGAAACGGAUGGUUAUGUCGGUUAAGGCGACAUCGGAAGGAGAGAUCAUAUCGGUUAAGGUGGAGAAGAGUAUUCAGGAGGCGAAGGAGACUUGCGCGGACGAUCCGGUGAGCGGAGAGUGUGUGGCAGCGUGGGACGAGGUGGAGGAGCUGAGUGCAGCGGCGAGUCAUGCAAGGGACAAGAAGAAGGCUGGUGGAUCGGAUCCUUUGGAAGAGUACUGCAGUGAUAAUCCUGAGACUGAUGAGUGCCGUACUUAUGAUAACUGAAACAUGUUUUUGAUGUCUGAAAAUUUAGGUACUGUCGGUUUGAUCUUUCUUUCUUGUUAUUGUCGUCGUGUUUCUCCGUUGUUUGGUACUUGUAAUGUGAUAUUGAAGAUGGUAUGAAUAUACAUAUCAAGAGAUUUAUAAGUUUA
Molecule: messenger RNA, 568 nt
Organism: Brassica oleracea var. oleracea
Lineage: Eukaryota; Viridiplantae; Streptophyta; Magnoliopsida; Brassicales; Brassicaceae
Product: calvin cycle protein CP12-1, chloroplastic-like
Exons: 1
Coding region: 42-422 (126 amino acids)
Biological process (GO): negative regulation of reductive pentose-phosphate cycle
Cellular component (GO): chloroplast
Source: RefSeq, a predicted model, not a curated record